Molecule: messenger RNA, 1445 nt
Organism: Dendrobium catenatum
Lineage: Eukaryota; Viridiplantae; Streptophyta; Magnoliopsida; Asparagales; Orchidaceae
Exons: 6
Coding region: 54-1133 (359 amino acids)
Source: RefSeq, a predicted model, not a curated record
AUAUAUUAGCCUUUCAAGAAACGCUGUUUUUACGAGUUGGACGUGUUCCGGCGAUGGCCGGGCUUCUCGCGUGGGCCGCUGACGUCGUUGGUGGGAGCGGGACGGGGAAUGAGGACGACGACGGUGAGAUUGGGUUACCAUUGUUGGUUUUCACACCGGAGCAGCAGCAGCGCGCCCUGGAACUUGACCGGGCGGCGGCUGCCCUCCACCGAUCGAUCAAGGAUCUCCGGCUUAGAAUUCCUCCGGAGCACAUCUCUCAGAGGCUUCCCCACCUUCACGCCCACACCAUGGCCUCGAACGCCGCCCUCGCUCUCCAGCUUAAUGCCCACUCCACCACUCGUGAACAGGCACAAUUAAGAGAGGUCUCUCUCCAAGAUGAAAAUGCUGCAUAUGAAAAGGCUAUAUCUAAUUGCCAGAAAAAAAUUCAAGAAAAGCAAGAUGAAGCUAAUGAGCUCCUCAUUAGAUUGAAGGAGCUGGACCUUAUUGAAAAGGAUUUAAAGGAAAACCUGGAAAAAGUAGAAGCUGAGGUGAAGUUUAGUCAAUCCAUGGUAUCAAAAGGUGGUGGUAACAAUGCUGAACAAGUUGAUCUAGUGGAUGAAUCUUCCAGGGCUGUUAAAUCAGAAGAAUUAGAAGAAAAGAAAGAAGAAUUAAGUCUUCAUUGUUCUGUGCUGUUCUGUGCUCAGAAUUCAUUUGACGUGAUGGUUCAGACAUUAGAGGAAGAAUGGUCUCUUGUUCAGAAGGAAUCUAUGAAGCAACCUUCUCCAGCUCAAAGGGAGAAGGCACUGGAAAAGCAACUCCAUAGUCUGAUUGAACAAUUGACUGCAAAGCAAGCACAAGCAGAGAAUCUGAUGAACGAGAUACACACCAAGGAAAAGGAACUAGAGAAUCUCAACAACAUACAAAAGAAGCUUGAAAUUAGUUCCGCAGAUGCAAACAACACAAGAAAUCGCUUUAGUAGAGGCAUGGCUGGGUCGGCUGCAGCUUAUGCUGAUUAUGCUGGAGACUCCUACAGCAGGCCUUACAUUGCAGGCAUCACAACUGAAAGCCUACAAAAGCUUAUGCUUCUGAGGUCUGCAUUUGUUCUCUAUAUCUUAGCCCUCCAUGUGAUUGUUUUCAUAAAAAUCUCCUUUUGAUCCAUCUCGUAUUUCAUGGCAUUUUAUGUAUUUUAGUUUCUAUGACAGAUAACUCCAAUUUCUUUUGCCUAGUAUCCACAUCUUCUUGAGUCAAUUUUUUUUUUUUCUUAGAAGAGGGAUUGUGGCUGUUUUCAGGGAAAUAGAAUUGCAACAUCUCUUUGAUAAAUGGAGAAAAAAAGCAAAAGAGAAUUAAGAAAGAAAUAAAAUGAAGAAGAAAGAAGUUGAUGUAUAUGAUUAGAGAGUGCAAUCUUUAUGAAUUGAAAGUUUGGUUGUGUUAGAAUUUUUUGAUGAUUUUAUAGAGAUUUGGGAUGA